CAGCCUCUCGCCUCGGGGAGGGUGUUCGGCGCGGGGGCCGCCGGGGCGGGGCCGCGGGCACUUGAGCUUCGGCGGGGCCGCGGGGAGUGGGGCGCCCAAUCGUCCUUGCGUCCAGGCUUGGCUCCGAGGGACAUGUCCGCGCCGUGCUCGCAACGCGCCCCGGGCUGCUAGCUUCUCCGGGACUUCCUGCCCGCGCGGCCCCGCACCUGGCCGCGGCCCCAGGCCGGGCUCGGGCUGUAGAGCGCCGCGGGCGGGCGGGUGGCUCGUUGGCCGGCGGUUCGCGCGGACCGCUGCAGUCAUGGGGCUGCAGCCCCUGGAAUUCAGCGACUGCUACCUCGACAGUCCGUGGUUCCGGGAGAGGAUCCGCGCCCACGAAGUGGAGCUCGAGAGGACCAACAAGUUCAUCAAAGAGCUCAUCAAGGACGGGAAGAACCUCAUCGCGGCGACCAAAAGUCUUUCGGCAGCCCAGCGGAAGUUUGCUCACUCACUCAGAGACUUUAAGUUUGAGUUUAUUGGCGAUGCGGAGACCGAUGAUGAACGCUGCAUAGAUGCUUCCUUGCGUGAAUUUUCUAACUUUUUGAAGAACCUGGAAGAGCAGAGGGAAAUCAUGGCAUUAAGUGUAACUGAAACCCUGAUUAAACCCUUGGAAAAAUUCAGGAAAGAGCAACUGGGAGCUGUAAAGGAAGAAAAAAAGAAGUUUGACAAAGAGACAGAGAAGAACUAUACCCUAAUUGAUAAACAUUUGAAUUUAUCAGCAAAAAAGAAAGACUCACAUUUACAAGAGGCAGACGUCCAAGUGGAGCAAAACCGGCAGCACUUUUACGAACUGUCUCUCGAAUAUGUAUGUAAGCUGCAGGAAAUCCAAGAAAGAAAGAAGUUUGAAUUCGUGGAACCUAUGCUGUCAUUUUUUCAGGGAAUGUUUACUUUCUAUCAUCAGGGCCAUGAACUUGCCAAAGACUUCAAUCACUACAAAAUGGAACUACAGAUCAACAUUCAGAAUACUCGGAAUCGUUUUGAAGGAACGAGGUCGGAAGUGGAAGAGCUUAUGAACAAAAUCCGACAGAAUCCCAAGGACCACAAGCGAGCCAGCCAGUUCACGGCCGAAGGCUACCUGUAUGUGCAGGAGAAAAGGCCUGCCCCAUUCGGGUCCAGCUGGGUCAAACACUACUGCAUGUAUCGGAAGGCGGCCAAGAAGUUCAACAUGAUCCCCUUUGAGCACAGAUCUGGUGGGAAACUUGGGGAUGGAGAGGUGUUCUUUUUGAGAGAAUGUACCAAGAGGCACACAGACUCCAUAGACAGAAGAUUCUGUUUUGAUGUAGAAGUUGCUGACAGGCCUGGCGUUGCCCUGACCAUGCAGGCAUUCUCAGAAGAGGAGAGGAAGCAGUGGCUGGAAGCUCUGGGUGGAAAAGAAGCUCUGCUCCAUACUUUUAAUAGAGCCAUCGUCCCAAGACCAGAAGGAAGUGCACAGUUGGAUAAGAUGGGAUUCACAAUUCUCAGAAAGUGCAUCAGUGCAGUUGAAACACGAGGUAUAAAUGACCAAGGAUUGUACAGAGUUGUGGGGGUGAGUUCAAAGGUCCAGAGACUUCUCAGUAUGUUAAUGGAUGUAAAAACCUGCAAUGAGUUGGACCUGGAGAAUUCCAGCGAUUGGGAAGUGAAGACAAUAACGAGUGCCCUGAAGCAGUAUUUGAGGAGUCUUCCGGAGCCUCUUAUGACCUAUGAGUUACAUGGGGAUUUCAUUGUUCCAGCCAAAAGUGGGAGUCCAGAAUCUCGUGUGAAUGCUAUCCAUUUCUUGGUGCAUAAACUUCCAGAGAAAAAUAAAGAGAUGUUGGACAUUUUGGUGAAACACUUAACAAAUGUUUCAAACCACUCCAAGCAGAACCUGAUGACCGUGGCAAAUUUGGGAGUGGUGUUUGGACCAACUCUGAUGAGGCCACAGGAAGAAACUGUUGCUGCCAUCAUGGACUUGAAGUUCCAGAACAUUGUUGUGGAAAUCUUAAUUGAAAACCAUGAAAAGAUUUUUCGGACGCUGCCUGAUGCCACACCCCCUGAGUCGGUCUCCCAGUCACCCCCAAAUGCUCCACCAAGACAAUCGAAGAGACAAGGCCAGAGGACCAAGAGACCUGUGGCUGUGUAUAAUCUCUGUCUUCAGCUGGAAGAUGGUGACAGCCCCAACCCUUCGAAGGAGGACACCCCCACCAGCAGUCUGGACUCACUUUCCUCCCCCUCUCCCACGACUGCCACAGUCCAGGGGCUUCCUGGACCAGACAAAAACCACCUUGUCGCUGACGGAGACUGGGCAUCCGCUGCCUCAAGCCAGACCCGACCGCCGAUGGUCCAGUGGCUUAACCCGCAGUCUCCGACCACACUGAGCUGCAACCGAGCUGUUACCCCUCCUUCACCCAAGUUGUCACCUUUCCUUUCCUGUCCUCCUGCCACCCCAGCGGACAAGCCACCUGAAAGCGUCACCAGUCGGAAGGCUCGAGCGGUGUAUCCGUGUGAAGCAGAACACAGCUCCGAGUUAUCGUUCGAAAUAGGAGCAAUUUUUGAGGAUGUACAAACCUCGAGGGAACCUGGCUGGCUAGAAGGGACUCUGAAUGGCAAGAGGGGGCUGAUUCCACAGAAUUACGUCAAGCUGCUCUAGCGCCCGUCCUGUGAGGGCCCCACGGAACCUGACACCCAAGGCCCUGCCUGGGGCAGCGAAGCCACAGCCACCGGACACACGGGAAUUCCAGAUCACAAUGGGCACUCCGGGGGUGCGGAGGGGGACACACUGCUAGAGGUGGGGAGAGGGACACACCACAGAGAACUGUGUAGGUCUGUGGAGCAGGAGAACAGUGUCGGGAUGGACUUUUCACUUGUCAAGCCUCAGACAUGUGAUUGUUAAUUAUCCAGAGAGCAGGAGGGAGGGUGGCGGCCACCUGCCAGCCCCACCUCCCCCCUGGCCACCACCCCGCCAGACACCUCCCCACCCUGCUGCUGAGGUUUUAUAGGGAACUGCCCUCGUGGUGGUGUUUGCAAGAGGCCUCCUGGCUCCGGUGGACGUGUGGAGGCGCUGCUGCUGGGGGUCAGGGCAGUGACUUGUUCUAAACCCAGCGGGCAGGUGCUCCUCCCUGGACGGCCCCCCUCGGGUCCCUUGGACCCGACACUCAUGCUACGCUGAGAGCACCCGCGUAUUUAUAACAGGCUUCUCCUUGGUGGUGCUCACCCAUGUGCUGUUUCCCCGACACCACCCUUUUGCUCCAAGGCCUCUGUAAAUGAAAUAAAAUGUAAUUUCCUA
Molecule: messenger RNA, 3277 nt
Organism: Myotis daubentonii (Daubenton's bat)
Lineage: Eukaryota; Metazoa; Chordata; Mammalia; Chiroptera; Vespertilionidae
Gene: ARHGAP10
Product: Rho GTPase activating protein 10
Biological process (GO): cytoskeleton organization; signal transduction; negative regulation of apoptotic process
Cellular component (GO): cytosol; cytoplasm
Molecular function (GO): protein binding; GTPase activator activity
Source: RefSeq, a predicted model, not a curated record